GUUACAAUCGACCCCGUGGCGGAGAGGAGAAUGAUGAGGAAGUUUGAUAUGGUGGCAAUAGGAUUACUUGGUCUCUUUUACAUGAUGGCUAAUCUGGACCGGAGCAACAUUGGAAACGCCAACGUCGCGGGUCUCUCUGAUGAUCUCGGACUUGUCGGCAACCAGUUUGGCACAGCAGUCACUCUGCUUUAUGCCACUUACGUCCCUUUUGAGACGCCAGCUGCGGUUCUAAUGAAAAUCAUCGGACCAAAGAAACUCCUUUCUUUCUCGGCCUUUGCAUGGGGAGUGACCACUUUGGGAAUGGGUUUCAUUCACUCCUGGAAGGGACUAUAUGCUUGUCGUCUCCUCAUUGGUGCUUUCGAAGCAGGACUAAUGCCUUGCAUCAACGUUUACAUCGCCCUUACCUACAAGAAGUCCGAGCGCGCUAGACGAUCAUCCGUCAUUUUUGCCUUUUCAGCAAUUGCGAGCGCAUUCGGUGGCGUGCUCGCAUUUGGACUCACACAGAUCCACGGGCCCAGUGGCUUCUCCGGGUGGCGGUGGCUGUUCAUAGUUGAAGGAGCCUUGACGAUCAUACUGGUUCCGCUUUUCUUCUUUCUUUUCCCGGACAGUCCUGCAGAUGCAUGGUUUCUCAACUCGGAAGAGAAAGCUAUGGUUAGAUUGCGGUACGAGAUGGACCCACACUGGGGUGUUGACGAUGAGUUCAGUUGGAGUGAUGUCGCAAAGACUUUCAUUGAUCCUAAAUUCUAUGCUUUUGUUGUCUUCCAGUUCCCAGUGGAUAUCUCCCUCUAUGGGUUCACGACGUUCCUACCCUCCAUAAUUGAGGGCAUGGGGUAUACCUCUGUCCGCGCAAAUCUGCUCACGGUUCCUGUUUAUGCAUGGGGUCUGCUCUGGUUCUUAGGAGUGGGAUAUAUGUCUGAUCGCACGGGAAAUCGAGGAUACUGGAUCGGAGGACCGCUCCUUGCCCUGAUUAUCGGGUAUGCGAUUCUCAUCGGGGUGGAGACUGUCGGAGUUCGAUACUUCGCCUGCUUCAUUACCGUGAUGGGAAUCUAUCCGACUACCGGCAUGUCUCUGAUGUGGCUUAGCGACAACGUUGCCCGACAUUUCAAGCGAGCCACGAUGGUGGGUAUGACGCUCACGCUGGGAAAUACAGCCGGUGUCGCUGUUGGACAGAUAUUUACUUCGCAAUCUGGACCGAGGUAUAUCAAAGGGUUAUCGAUUAGUAUGGCACUGGCGGCUGUGGCCCUUUGCAGUGUUGCUAGCCUGAUGAUCGGAAUGACAGUUGCGAAUAGGAAGAGAGCAGAGAGGAUUCGACAAGCCGAGGAACAGGGAAAUCCGCUGCCUCAUCAGCCAGAGAAGGGAGAUAUGGAUCCUCAUUUUGUGUAUAGGAGGUGAUUCAUCACGAAAAACCCCAGUUCCAAUUACCAAUCCGCGGACCAGUCUUAGUGAC
Molecule: messenger RNA, 1447 nt
Organism: Aspergillus steynii IBT 23096
Lineage: Eukaryota; Fungi; Ascomycota; Eurotiomycetes; Eurotiales; Aspergillaceae
Product: high-affinity nicotinic acid transporter
Exons: 6
Coding region: 31-1392 (453 amino acids)
Biological process (GO): transmembrane transport
Cellular component (GO): membrane
Molecular function (GO): transmembrane transporter activity
Source: RefSeq, a predicted model, not a curated record